AUGAGCAGCGACCUCACGGCCUCCACCACACCACGGCCCUCAACUUCCUCCUGCGAUCAAACUGGCCCUCCGUCCUGGCCGAGAAGGCCUCCUCCCCGUGGCGCCCUUCACCUCCAUCCUGAACCAGCUGGACGACGCCCUCGCGCAGUACGACCUCGACUCCACCUCCUGCCUCCAGCGCGCCGUCUGCUCCUACGUCGCCUCCUCCGACGCCAGCGUGAGGGAGGGGGACGCAGGAGCCACGGAGAUGAUCGUCUCAGGGCUGCCAGGAGCGAGUGGUUGGAGGUCCUGGUAGGCCAUUCGUCGUUCACACAGGCGGUGCAGAUGGGUCGGUCUGGAGGAAACUGUCAGCUGCAGUAUCCUAAGUGCCCGUUUUCCCUUGGCGGUGUCCUGAGGUUCCUCUCCACGUAUGCCACGCUCACCAGCUGAGGAAGGGCGUGUAGAAGAGGAUUGAAGGAAGAUUAGAAUAAGGUGGAAGAGAGGAGGAGAAAGAGGAG
Messenger RNA from Penaeus vannamei (Pacific white shrimp), 497 nucleotides. The record is from RefSeq and is a predicted model, not a curated record. Lineage: Eukaryota; Metazoa; Arthropoda; Malacostraca; Decapoda; Penaeidae.